AUGUGGAACAUAUUCCGAAUCACGGGAGACAUCUCCCACUUCCUCUCCAAGCUCAUCCUGAUCCUGUCGAUCCACCGCAAUCGCAGUGCCGAGGGCGUGUCCCUCAUCACGCAGAUGCUCUACGCCGGCGUCUUCUGUACGCGCUACCUCGACCUGUUUGACAGCAGCAAGCACGAGCCGACAUGGAACAUCAUCUUCAAGGUCUUCUACAUUACCUCGUCGUUUUAUAUUCUCGGUGCCAUGCAGUGGCUGUUUCCCCGGACACGCGAGCGUGAGUUUGCAUGGAAGCUGGGCGCCAUCAUUCUCGGCGGCUCCCUGGUCCUGUCACCCUUCGUCAUGCUCGCUCUCGAGAAGCGUGCUUACUGGGGCUUCAUCCACUGGCUCUGGGUGUUUUCCGAGAUACUCGAAUCCGUCUGCGUCCUGCCCCAGCUGCUUCUCCUGCGCCAGACCACGGUCCCCACCGUGAUCGACUCCUUCUACCUCCUCACCCUGGGCUCCUACCGUGCCCUCUACUGCCUCAACUGGAUCGUCCGCGGCCUCGACAAGGACGAUCACGGCCUCAGCAAGACGUCUGUCAUCUUCGGCAUCGUCCAGACGGCCCUCUACGUCGACUUUGCCUGGGUCUACUACACUCGCCAGCGUGUCAAGCUCAGGGGUGGCGGCGUCGUCGACGCCGACGACCUGCGCCGCAGCUGGUUCCUCCGUCCCAUCUUCGGCCGUAUCGCCCCGCAGUUCCACGGCGAUGACGACGAGGAGAGCGGACCUGCCCUGGGCAAUGGUGGCGGCCAUGCCCGCGGCGGCAGUCGCCCCAAAUGGGGUGCGCGUGGCAUCUCCAUCAGCGCGGACGACGGUGUGCUUGACCAUGAGCACGAGGACCAGAGCGAGGGCAUCACCGGUCCCGUCGACCCUGACGCUCGCAUGAAGGAUCCGGAUGAGCUGGCGCGUGCCAUGAUUGACGAAGACGACGACGACGACAGCGGCGACCGGUACCGCGACCAGAAUGCCGCUGCGUCGAGCGGGGUACGCAACAACGAGUGGGACGAUUAG
Messenger RNA from Geosmithia morbida, 1047 nucleotides. RefSeq lists its product as uncharacterized. Bases 1 to 1047 code for a protein of 348 amino acids. NCBI's taxonomy places the organism in Eukaryota, Fungi, Ascomycota, Sordariomycetes, Hypocreales, Bionectriaceae. Gene Ontology annotation, cellular component: membrane; cis-Golgi network; endoplasmic reticulum. The record is from RefSeq and is a predicted model, not a curated record. Gene Ontology annotation, molecular function: ER lumen protein retrieval receptor activity. The transcript has 3 exons. Gene Ontology annotation, biological process: endoplasmic reticulum to Golgi vesicle-mediated transport; protein retention in ER lumen.